This is a messenger RNA of Fusarium verticillioides 7600, 954 nucleotides long. RefSeq lists its product as hypothetical. Bases 1 to 954 code for a protein of 317 amino acids. The record is from RefSeq and is a predicted model, not a curated record. The transcript has a single exon. NCBI's taxonomy places the organism in Eukaryota, Fungi, Ascomycota, Sordariomycetes, Hypocreales, Nectriaceae.
AUGAGGACUAUAGGGAGGCCGAGAAGGGGGCAGCCGCUGGGGUAUAGAGGGAGUGGCGUGGUGGGCAUGGCUGCGUCGCCAGAGGUUAUGGAUACGGGGAACUUUAUGGAUCAGUUUCUUGAUGACUUGGGGACGCCGUUGCCGGCUUUUGACAUGGGCUUUUCGACGGAGCAGGACAAUGCGCAGGGACAGGAUGCGUUGCCGUCAGAUUUGUUUAAUGGGACGGCGAUGCAGCAGGACCAGAAUGGGGUUUACCCAGGAACCACGGAGAAGACGAUGGACAUGACGCCGACAUCUCAAAACACUGAGAGGAUAGCGACACCAGGGACCUUUUCUCAGAAAUGCUCUUGUAUCGAGUUGGUCAACCAGCAUUUCUCCGACAUCGAGAGCUCAUUGGAGACCUUCCAGACCCUCAAAGUCUUGAAGCAGUCUCUCGCCUCAGCAAGGACCAUUCUUGAAUGCACAGUCUGCUUCCAGUCCAUCAAGAGCCCACGUACAUCGCGAAACGUUUAUCUCUUGGGCUCUCUUCUAUCCAGCAUCGGCUCCUCAUACGGCGACUUCUUCUACGUACAGAAGCAACGAACCGAGUCCUCAGUUGGUACACUGAUCCGUCUUGUCGUGGGACAACAACCAGAUGCUCGGGACAUGGUAGAGCUUUCCCUCGAGGGGCCGAGUUACAUUGCUUUUCUUCAAGCGAGUCUGAAAGGGGAGUUGGAUUGUCUUGUGAAACUGGGCGAAGGGUUGGCGACGAGACAGAGUCAACUUCACACCGAAGGUCACGAAAACUGCGAGACGGGGACGAGCUGCUCGAAUACAGAGUCACUACCGACAACGAAACAUCCAACAGAGGUAUGUCCGAAGGAAGUUGACAUGACAACUGCUUGUGCGUGUUUCAGGACAGUCGAUCAAGUAAAGGCCGCGAUAGCAGAGGCGCAACGGAUCAUCUCAGCGUGA